Messenger RNA from Erigeron canadensis, 2224 nucleotides. Its product is annotated as SRSF protein kinase 2-like. Gene Ontology annotation, biological process: spliceosomal complex assembly; protein phosphorylation; regulation of mRNA processing. Bases 226 to 1881 code for a protein of 551 amino acids. The transcript is spliced from 5 exons. The record is from RefSeq and is a predicted model, not a curated record. Gene Ontology annotation, molecular function: ATP binding; protein kinase activity. Lineage: Eukaryota; Viridiplantae; Streptophyta; Magnoliopsida; Asterales; Asteraceae.
AAGAACAAAAAGAACCACCAAAGAAGACUAUCUAGAGAGAGAGAGAGAGAGAGAGUGUUUGUUUAGUUCAGAAACCCUAGCUGGUUUGAAGCUUCCAGAUACACACACUCACACUUACAAACACAUACACACUCUCUCUCUCUCUCUAUAUAUAUAUAUCUAGGGUUUCAAUUACAGAUCGAUUUUUAUCAAAGUGUUUGCUAUUUGCUUCAGCUGUAAUAUUCGAUGGCGGAAGACAAUAACAAUAAUAGGAGAAACGGCGGCGGUGAGCGUGAUGAUCGGAGUGAAACGAGUGAUUACACAUCGGAAGAUGAAGGAACAGAGGAUUACCGGCGUGGUGGUUAUCACGCUGUUCGUGUUGGUGAUAAGUUUAAACAUUCUAGAUAUAUUGUUCAGAGUAAGCUCGGUUGGGGCCAUUUUUCUACUGUUUGGCUCGCCUGGGACUCUCUCAAAUCCAGGUAUGUAGCUUUGAAAGUACAAAAAAGUGCUCAACACUACACGGAGGCUGCUAUGGAUGAGAUUACGAUAUUGAAGCAGAUAGCCGAGGGGGAUCCGAAUGACCAAAGAAGUGUGGUGAAGCUUUUGGACCAUUUUAAGCAUUCUGGCCCGAAUGGGCAGCAUGUUUGUAUGGUUUUUGAGUAUUUGGGUGAUAAUUUAUUGACGUUGAUCAAGUAUUCAGAUUACCGAGGGAUUCCUCUUCACAAGGUUAAGGAAAUUUGUUUCCACGUUUUAGGGGGUCUGGAUUACUUGCAUCGUCAGCUUUCGAUUAUACAUACGGAUCUUAAGCCAGAAAAUAUUCUACUUUUGUCUAUGAUUGAUCCGGAAAAAGAUAGGACAAAAACAGGUGCACCCCUCAUUCUAUCGUCCAGUAAGGAUAAUAACUUGGCCACUUCCGGGGCACCUAAAGAAGUUAAGGUUUCGAAUGGUGAUCUUACCAAGAACCAGAAAAAGAAAAUUAGGAAAAAGGCUAAGAAAGCUGCCCAAAGUGUUGUCGGUAAGGAAGAUUCUGAGGAAGUUGAAGCUGAUAACGAGACAACUGGUGGUGAUUCUUGUCCCACUGAGAAAUCAAAUGGAGACUCCCUUGAAGAGCAUGGCACUUCUUCGACUGUAAAAGACGAGUCCGCGAAUCAUUCUGAAGGAAGGGAGACUCGCCAAGGAAUUCAACUUCGUGGAAGAGGCAGCCGCUCAACAAGGCAGAAACUUUUGGCUGAGGUUGAUGUUAAGUGCAAGUUGGUGGAUUUUGGUAAUGCAUGCUGGACUUAUAAGCAAUUUACUGGUGAUAUCCAAACCAGACAAUACAGGUGUCCAGAGGUUCUUCUAGGAUCCAAAUACUCAACUUCCGCGGAUAUGUGGUCAUUUGCAUGCAUAUGCUUUGAGCUGGCAACUGGAGAUGUUCUCUUUGAUCCUCAUAGUGGUGACAACUAUGACAGAGACGAGGAUCACCUGGCCUUAAUGAUGGAACUUCUUGGAAUGAUGCCUCGAAAGAUAGCUCUAGGUGGGCGUUACUCUCGUGAUUUUUUUAACAGACAUGGUGAUUUAAGGCAUAUCAGGCGAUUGCGUUUUUGGCCCCUGCAUAAGGUGCUUAAGGAGAAAUAUGAGUUUAGUGAACAAGAUGCAACAGAAUUGGCCGAUUUUCUUGUUCCUAUACUUGAUUUUGUCCCCGAUAAAAGGCCAACAGCCGCUGAAUGCUUGAAUCACCCGUGGUUCGCCGGAGGACCGACUCGACAUCUUACUCCUACCAGUAAUUCUACUCCGGAGGCCAAUGAUAAUAAGACUUCCGAGAAAACUUGUGAAAAAGAUGAGAGGGAAGCUAUGGAGGCUGGAGUGGGUAACAUUGCUAUUGGGGGAGUAACAAAGGCACCUUCAAAACAAGCUUGCUGAGUUUUAUAGCAAUGAAGUGCACAUGUAGCGAUUCGUUUUUGUCCGCGGGCUUGUUGCAAAGGGAACCAUCGCCUGACUGGGGAAAGGAGACGUUGACAGUUUUCUUUAAGUCCUCAUAUUCUUUGUACAAUUUACAAAAGUUUCUGUAGCUGGGGAUUUAUGUAUUGGGGCAUUCCUUAUAGACAUGGUAUUGCAACUGGUUUUGAUGUGAUGAUCCCAAUUGUGCAUCUUAUUGGGUCCGUGAUUUUUUAUCUGCUACCAAACAAAUGAGGGAAUGAAUGUCUUAUUUUGGAUUUUAUUUGUUAUUGCUGUUAACAAUUAGCUAGAAAACUUUUUGAUUUAA